This is a messenger RNA of Eurypyga helias (sunbittern), 1237 nucleotides long. RefSeq names its product phenylalanine hydroxylase (gene PAH). The record is from RefSeq and is a predicted model, not a curated record. NCBI's taxonomy places the organism in Eukaryota, Metazoa, Chordata, Aves, Eurypygiformes, Eurypygidae. The transcript has 10 exons. Gene Ontology annotation, biological process: L-tyrosine biosynthetic process. Gene Ontology annotation, molecular function: phenylalanine 4-monooxygenase activity; iron ion binding. The annotation marks the transcript as partial.
UGCCAUGGUUUCCAAGAAGUAUCCAGGAGCUGGACAGGUUUGCCAAUCAGAUCCUAAGCUAUGGAGCAGAAUUGGAUGCUGAUCAUCCGGGGUUCAAAGAUCCGGUGUACCGGGCCCGGAGGAAGGAGUUUGCAGAUAUUGCCUACAACUACAGACAUGGCCAACCUAUUCCUCAAGUCACCUACACAGAAGAAGAAAAGAAAACAUGGGGCACUGUCUUCCGGGAGCUGAAGAGUCUCUAUCCAACUCAUGCUUGUUAUGAACACAACCACGUGUUCCCAUUGCUAGAGAAGUACUGUGGCUACCGGGAGGACAACAUUCCCCAGCUUGAAGAUAUUUCAAAAUUCUUGCAGACCUGCACUGGAUUUCGCCUGCGUCCUGUUGCAGGCUUGCUCUCCUCUCGGGAUUUCUUGGCUGGGCUGGCAUUCCGAGUAUUUCACUCUACGCAGUAUAUUCGCCAUGCAUCCAAACCCAUGUACACACCAGAGCCUGAUAUUUGCCAUGAACUGCUAGGACAUGUGCCUCUUUUUGCUGAUCCCAGUUUUGCUCAGUUUUCCCAGGAAAUUGGACUGGCAUCUCUGGGAGCUCCGGAUGAUUUCAUCGAGAAACUCGCUACGGUUUAUUGGUUUACAGUGGAGUUUGGACUAUGUAAGGAAGGCGAUUCACUCAAGGCAUACGGUGCAGGGUUGCUGUCUUCAUUUGGGGAAUUGCAGUAUUGUUUAUCAAGCAAGCCUGAGAUUCAACCUCUUGUCCUGGAGAAGACUUCUGUGCAGAAAUACCCUGUUACUGAGUUCCAGCCUAUCUACUAUGUUGCUGAAAGUUUCAAAGAUGCAAAAGAGAAGUUAAGGAAAUUUGCUCAGACAAUCCCGCGCCCUUUCUCUGUUCGGUACAAUCCCUACACCCAGAGGAUUGAAGUCCUGGACAAUGCAAAGCAGCUGAAGAACUUAGCCGACACUAUCAAUAGUGAGAUGGGGAUCCUCUGCAAUGCCCUCCAGAAGAUAAAAUGAAGAUUCACUGUAACUUGCUAAUCACUGGCUACUAACUAGAAGAUGCCAUGUGCAAAUGCCAGAGUUCAUCUAGCCUUAAUCUAUUAUCUUCCUGUGUAUUGCAUGAAUGCUUAUGUUAUAUAUCUUAAUUACUAUAGAUUAGUAGAGAAAGACACACCUGCAGGUGACCCCUGACUCUUUUAACCUUUAGACACUAAUCCAUUUUUUCUCACUAAUGCAUAAAACCAACC